Messenger RNA from Hemiscyllium ocellatum (epaulette shark), 5136 nucleotides. RefSeq names its product ring finger protein 14 (gene rnf14). Bases 373 to 1800 code for a protein of 475 amino acids. Gene Ontology annotation, cellular component: ubiquitin ligase complex; cytoplasm. The record is from RefSeq and is a predicted model, not a curated record. Gene Ontology annotation, molecular function: zinc ion binding; ubiquitin conjugating enzyme binding; ubiquitin protein ligase activity. Lineage: Eukaryota; Metazoa; Chordata; Chondrichthyes; Orectolobiformes; Hemiscylliidae. The transcript has 10 exons. Gene Ontology annotation, biological process: positive regulation of proteasomal ubiquitin-dependent protein catabolic process; ubiquitin-dependent protein catabolic process; protein polyubiquitination.
UGGGUUAGGGGUUGUGUGGUCUACGUCAAGUGGAGAUCUGGGGAGGAAGCCUUCGCUCUUCCAUAUUGACACCGGCAACCGUUCUGAUAUUAGGCGCGACCACCUCCUCCCCGCUCCAGGGUGUAUUAAAUUAGUUGUAUGUAAAGCUAAGUGGUCGAGCACCGAAGGGGCUGUGGUGUGUCUGAGAGGGCCGCCGGGGGAUGCUGGUGGUGCGAGUUUUGGGUCAGUCGCUGGUCUCUGACAACUUUCAAGAAUAACAAUUUGAGGGAAAGCCAACAUUAAUAGUGUACAAGAGGGAUGUGCGAGGUUGUUAACAAUUCCACAUGAACUAAAAGUGAAGAUGUGUUGAAAAUCUGAUUCUAAGGAAUCUAAAUGUCUGCCAGAGAUAGAGAAGAGCAAGAGGACGAACUGCUAGCUCUUGCUAGUAUUUAUGAGGAAGAUGAAUUUAAAAGGGCAGAAUCUACGCCAGGUGGAGAAAUAAGCAUAUGUUUGGAGUUGCCACCAAACUUCAAAAUACAUGUCCAAGGUGAUGAAACGCAGAAUAAAAAGGACCUGACUGAAUAUGCAGUUUCUUUUCUGCCAUCUCUUGUGCUGAAGUUCGAGCUGCCCCCAGAUUAUCCAUCGUUUUCAGCUCCUAAAUAUACCUUGAGCUGCAGGUGGCUUUUCAGAACUCAGCUCUCUGCACUUUGUUCUUGCCUGGAUAGAAUUUGGAAAGAAAAUGAUAAUUGUGUAGUAUUAUUUUCAUGGAUGCAGUUCUUAAAAGAAGAGACGCUCUCCUUUUUGCAAAUUGAGUCUCCAUUAGAAAUCAAAAGGAACAUUGAAGAGAAUUCUGAAAAUACUUUUUCUAACAAUAAGCAUAACGAAUUUGGAUCAGAGGACAAACUGAAGAACUUGCAAGACUUUCCGCUAGACCCGAGAGCUGUUCAGGAUGUGGAGUCAUGUGCUUGUGUUUUACGUGAAAUUUUGGACUUUGAUCAGAGUCAGAAACAAAAAGUCUUUGAUGGCAAGAUUUUCACCUGCAGCGUAUGCUUUUGUGAAAAGCUGGGUAUUCACUGCAUGCACUUUAAGGAGUGUAGCCAUGUAUAUUGCAAGGCCUGUUUGAAAGAAUACUUUGAGAUUCAAAUCCGUGAUGGGAAUGUUCAGUGCCUUAACUGUCCUGAGCCAAAGUGUACUUCCGUUGCCACACCUGCUCAAGUAAAAGAUCUCGUCAGUGAGGAGAUAUUUGCACGGUAUGACCGCCUUCUCCUUCAGUCUACAUUGGAUCUAAUGACAGAUGUAGUAUAUUGCCCUCGUACUGUUUGCAAGUCAGUGGUGAUGCUUGAGCCUGGAAACACCAUGGGCGUUUGUCCAGGAUGUCGUUAUGCUUUUUGUGCUUUAUGUGAAAUGGCUUAUCAUGGAAUUUCUCCAUGUAGAUUAAAAGCAGAGAAACUUUCUGCACUGCGUGAUGAGUAUUUGAAUGCAGAUGAAUCUGAAAAGUUGCGUUUGGAAAAAUCUUAUGGGCGCAAAGUGCUUCAGAGAGCAGUGGAGGAGUUAUGCAGCCAGGAAUGGCUUGAUAAGAACUCAAAGCCAUGUCCCCGUUGUGGUACAAACAUACAGAAGGUGGAUGGAUGCAAUAAAAUGACAUGCACUGGAUGUAAGCAGCACUUCUGUUGGCUUUGCAUAUGCCCGCUCUCAAAAGUAAAUCCAUAUAGUCACUUCAGUGAUUCUUCAUCACCUUGCUUUAAUGAGCUUUUCCAAGGUAUUGACUUUGAAGCACAAGAUGAUAUCUUGAGGGAUGAAGAUGAUGAUGGAAUUGUUUAACCUCAUUUAUAAAGCUAUUUGGACUAUUAUUAAGUAAAGAUUAUGCAUUAACCAUUUAAACAGACAAACAACUGUUACUUCAGUGCCAUCAAUCGCAUUUAAACCAAUCUUGAGCAAUGGUUAUUGAAUUUGGCACUUACUGUUGUCGAUUAUGAAACUUGGAGCUCAGGAUGUGUAAUAUUCUAGAAACUUCUGUUUUCAGCCUUCAAACAUUUAUACAUGCACAAUAUAUUUGAAGAAAUUUAGCUGAUACAUUUGAGGGGACGAUCAUGUUUUUCAUUUAAUCUGGACAACAUUCAGUGGAAGGUAUUUUGUGUAUUCAAGUAACAUUUGACAAACGUUUUCAAAAAUGAUAGCAGUGCCAUUUCUCCAUGGUUCUCUGUCUUUGUUUCACGAGUUUAGUUUCUUUUUCACCUUCCAAAAAUUUUGAGCUUUUGGUUAAUAGUCAGUGACAAUUGCUUGUAAUCCUGUUGUUGUGCCCUCCUGACUUGGUGUCAAGAAUUUGAUAUUCAAACUUUUUAUCUUGAUAGGCCACUUAAUCAUGGAGCUUUGCAAACCAAGCUACGCACUAUUUCUGAAUGGAGUUUCCUCCUUGAUGCAACAAUUUGAACUCUGGCACUUUUAUAGACAUGUUUUCAGUUUUGACACUGGAACUGCAGGGAUUUUGCAUGAAAUCAGUAAAUGAUGCAAAUACUGAGCAUAUAAGCCAGUUCUUUGGUUUUCUUUGUUUUCUGAUAACACAGAAGCAAUACUGUGCUAAUUCAAGAAAUUUGAUCCAAGAUGAAACUCCAGCAAUAGAUACUGAGCAGGCUGGAGUUUUUGCCUGUGAAGGGAGAGAAGAUGUCUGUCAGGUUCUAUCAGCCUAAAAAAUAUUCAUUAUAAAUCUGUUGAUCUUGCUGGCUCAAGGAACAUAAUGACGGGUCUAGGAACAGGUCUGCUGGUUCUCUCCUGGAAAAUUGGGUCAUAGGGGGAGAAAGAGUACUUUAUUAUUAAAGUAAAAAUUUUAUUACAGAAAUAAAGUACAUGUUUUGAAUUAUGAACCAGCUAAUUAUAUUAUGAAAACUUUUUUGGACUGCAUUUUGGUGCACAGAUGACUGCUGGGGCUGCAUUUUUGUUAUAAUUCCUUGGUAUUUUUGCAUAAAGCUAAUCUGUAAACUGUUCUUCCAAAAAGGGUAUUUCUUCUUUUAAUUAAUCUGUAGAAAAAUCAUAGUGCAUUCACUAAGGAAACAAACUAUCAUGAAUUGGAAUUCAAGAGAAUUUAAUAAAAAGAUGAUUUAAAUGAUUUCUAGUAAUCUAUGUUCUGAAUAACAUUACAAUGUUUGCAGUUAUCUGUAUAGUUAACCACAUACUGAACAUAAUUUUUGAAAUGGUUUUCUUCCACUUCAUAUUCAUUAAGUGGUUUAAAUCUAUUAACUUUAUUAUUCUUAAUAUGAUGUCAUGUGUGCGACAGACUGUCCCAUAAGCGAUGUAACAUGCAAAAGAUGGUGGCAAAGAAUGGAAAUUAUACUGUAGAAGCUGAGAAUUUCAGAAACUACCAUUCAGCAAUGAAGUGUAAGAUCUCAUUUGAGUUUUUCUAUUAUGAAGUAAAUACCCACAGAGCUUAAAGUUGCUUUUUUCAGUUAAUGAAUUAUUUUUGUAGCUUUUUGUUUGGAAUUUCUUUAAUAGAAGUUGCCAAUGAAAAAUAUAUCUCCCCACCAUUUGGUAAAUUGCUAUGCUUCUGGAAGAUAUUCUGAAAAUUGCUAUGCUUCUGUGGGCGGCACGGUGGCACAGUGGUUAGCACUGCUGCCUCACAGCGCUUUGAGACCCGGGUUCAAUUCCCGACUCAGGCGACAGACUGUGUGGAGUUUGCACGUUCUCCCCGUGUGUGCGUGGAUUUCCUCUGGGUGCUCCGGUUUCCUCCCACAAUCCAAAGAUGUGCGGGUCAGGUGAGUUGGCCAUGCUAAAUUGCCCAUAAUGUUAGGUAAGGGGUAAAUGUAGGGGAAUGGCUCUGUGUGGACUUGUUGGGCCGAAGGGCCUGUUUCCAUACUGUAAGUAAUCUAAUCUAAUCAUAAAAUAUACAACAUUCAAAUUAUUAUGAACUAUGAUUAAUGGUACAGUCUCUCUUUGAGACUCACUUUCCUUGUGGCACCUUUAUUUUCAUUUAAUGGCCCCUCCGGAUUCCUGAAGAUAGUAAAACCUGCCAAUAGAAACUGUUUUCUUUUCUGUAUCUGAUUGCUAUAGGAGUUCAUAAUAAUACAUCUGAACUCUCGAGCCUGAAUGUGGUGGUGAUUUGACUGAUUGAGGCAGCUGGUUUAUGCUUGUAUGUUAAAAUGCCGUUUUAACCACUCUUAGUAUUUCUUGGCUAAUUACUAUAGAUAAAUAAGUGGAAACCCUUCGAAAUCUCCAAUUCUUAAAGCUAGGAACUUUAUCAGAGAGUUGUAGGCACCACGUAAUCAUAACUUUGAACUUCCCAGGUAAUUGCUGUGACUUCCAAGGUGUCCUCAUAUGCAUUUUUCAGGAUCUGCCUGCUCUCUGACUACAUAGAGACUGAGUUUGUCUCCUUAUGCAUUAAACAGUUUUGAUUUAAUGAUAAGUAAUAGAAUAGAGUUUGACUCUUUGAGCACUUUCAACUUUUUUCUUCCACAGUUCCCAUCCCUCAAUUCAGUUACCCCAGUAAUUAGAUAUUUGCACAGGUACUUGUCAUGCUAAAAUUAUAAAAAUCUUAGUGUUAAUCAAUGGAGGUAUAACUUUCUAAAAUAUAAACCUCUACAAUUGUGGAGUUGUAUUAAAUCACUGGAAGGAGGAAGAACAAUAUAUGCCAUAUGUAUUGUUGUUGGGGGAAGUUACAAAAUUGAAAUGUGGAAGCAUGCCCAAUUUAGGAUAUCAUUUAAUCCAAAAGAUUGCUGUGCUAUUAAAUAUAUAUUAUGACUCCCUGUGUUUUAAAACUUCUAACCUAACCAUUAACUACGAACUUGUCUAUUGUACUCUGAAUAUACUCAGAUCUUCCAUUUUAAAACAGCUGGUUUUGCAUUUUGUUGCUGAAAUUGUCAUGGCUCAUUCUUUUAAACAGUACAAGACUGAGGUCACAUUUGGAUCAGCUCAUCAGAAAAUUGCUAGUGAGAAAUUUUGCUUUCUUACAGUUUAAUUAGCUUUUAUGUUCAUUCAGAUGGGCAUGCUUUCAGGAUUAGCUUUUUCAAAUACGACCUUCAAGGAAAGAUUGUUUUAAAAUGUUGUUUAAUGUCGAGAGGCUACUGUGAAGUGUAUUCAGGUGCAACUAAAAAUCUAUAUAUCAGAUGUUUAACUUAUCUGAAAGGAUUGAAAGUUGACAGCUGUCAAAUAAAUGAUUGAUUUAUACAA